Messenger RNA from Diaporthe citri, 2643 nucleotides. RefSeq lists its product as uncharacterized. Gene Ontology annotation, cellular component: condensin complex. The record is from RefSeq and is a predicted model, not a curated record. The transcript is spliced from 4 exons. Gene Ontology annotation, molecular function: chromatin binding. Gene Ontology annotation, biological process: mitotic chromosome condensation. NCBI's taxonomy places the organism in Eukaryota, Fungi, Ascomycota, Sordariomycetes, Diaporthales, Diaporthaceae. The coding region runs from base 1 to 2643 and encodes 880 amino acids.
AUGCCUCGAGUUGCUCAGAACCCCCGCGCAAGCAGCGCAACGAGCCGCUCUGGGAGCAGAGUCACCUCUGGUUCCAUGCAAAACUCCCCCUUCAAAUCCCCCGUCAAGAUCCCCCUCAACGACGAUGCCGAGGAGAAGGCGCGCCGAUUGCACUCGCGCCAGGCCCUUCAGGAGGCCCAUGUCAACAAACUAAAGGCCGCUGCCACAACCCCCCUGCGAAAGGCAAGUGUCAACCUGAAUGACCUCGAGAACGAGACGCCCGCAUCGCCCCCCCAACGACAGAAGACCCCUCGACCCAGGCAACGGGAUGUUCCAGGUACCAGUUCCGGUGCAGGUGCCGGUGCCGACGAUGAUGAUGUUGUGGUCUCGGGCACGGCGGUGACGCCUAUGAAGCGUCUUCCAAUCUUGGCCAACUUUGAGGAGUGGAUGAAGAUGGCCACCGACAACAAGAUCAACGCUGCCAACUCGUGGAACUUUGCCCUGAUUGACUAUUUCCACGACAUGUCACUGCUGAAGGAGGGUGACGGCGUCAACUUCCAAAAGGCCAGUUGCACAUUAGACGGCUGCGUCAAAAUCUACACAAGCAGAGUCGACAGUGUUGCUACCGAGACCGGCAAGCUUCUCAGUGGCCUGGCCGAUAGCAGAGACAGCAAGAAGAAGAAGGGCGACGGCGAAGAGGGCGAGGGCGAGGAGACCGACGAGGAGGAAUUGGAUGAAGAUGGCAAUGUCCGGAAGAAGACGAAGCGCAAGGCUCAGCGAUCGUCCGAGGCAACAUUGGCGCCUUCUUUUGCUUCAUUGCAGCUCAAGAAGUUCGAAUUGGAGUUUGCAGUAGAUCCCUUGUUCAAGAAGGCCUCGGCAGAUUUCGACGAGGGUGGAGCAAAGGGUCUUCUACUUAAUCAUCUGAUGAUUGACUCCAAGGGACGAAUCGUCUUCGACAGUAGUGAUGACUCGGUGGCCACUUCUGAGACCAAAAAGAAGCGAAAGAGACAGGGCGAGGGCGAAGAAGAUGGUGAAGACGACGAUGUCGAAGAUGGGGAAGAGGAAGAGGAGUUGGAGGAUGUCACCAUGAAGACCAUCGAAGAACAGGAAGAAGACGAAGAUAUCGAGAUUGAUCUGGGCCCUCUUGCGGCACGGUUCUUCCCUGAUAUGGCGCGCCUGGACGAGCUGGAUGUCUGUCCUUCGCUCAAGACCUUCGACAUCGGAGACCCAUCUGGGUCACUUGAUAUCCCCUUCCUGCGAGCUCCUGAUGACUGGCGACAAGAGCAAGAGGGAGGCGCAGACGAGGCUGGAUAUGGCAACAAGACCGGCAUGGACAUCGACGACAACGCUCUCGGGUUCGAUGACGAUGAAGGCCUCGGCAAUUUCUCCAUGGGAGGCGAUGUCGCUUUUGGCGAAGGUGGUGAGGCCUGGGCGAAAGAAGCCGCCCUGGAGCCGCAAAUGCGUGUCUUCGAUGCCGGACUCGGCGACGAUGGCGCCGAAGAGGGCGACGAAGUUGAUAUGAUGGACAACGAUGGGAAUGACGACUUCAACGUCUCUUUGAUGCAUGCGCAAAAACCAGACAAGAUGCACGAAGACAUCCUGGCAUACUUCGACCAAGCACUGCAGAAGAACUGGACGAGUGCCGAGCACUGGCGGAUAAGAAAGAUCAAGGAUGUCAACAAGCCGGUGCAAAGCAAGCAACGCAAGGAGAAGGAGCCAUUCGAGAUUGACUUCAUGUCUCCUCUCGAUGCUCCCCUUGCCGACGUGCUCUACACUCAAGCGUCCUCCAAUGCCGCAAUUUCAUUACCCAAGAAGGAUUGGAAGUCCAAGACGAGGAAUCUCCUUCCCGAUGACAAGCAUUUCAACUCGAAACAACUACUUAGCCUUUUCCUGAAGCCAAAAGCCCGCAUGAGUCGCCGGCGGAACUUUGGCAAGCGGCAUGGCGUCUUCGGCAACGCGGACGCCAACCCGAAUGUGCCUGAAGGCGAGAUGGAUGAGGCAUUCUGGGCACGACAGAAGGCGCCAAUGCAGAGCAUUGAGGACGGCGAUCAGGAUAUGGGGCUUCCACAGGGCGACUACGACGCAAAUUUCUUCCAGGAUGACGGCCUGCCCUUCGCUGGAGGUCUCGAUGAUGACGAUGACAUUGAUGAGUUCGCCGACGCGCGUGAGCAAUUCUCGCCGGAGAGGGCCAUGGAGACCAUCGGUGCUACGGGCGCUUUCAAUGGUCUCACGGUUACUAACCCCGCAGACCUGGCGUUUGGUACUAUGUUGGUGACCCAGAACAGGCGGGUGCGGCCUGAGUACGUCAACUACGCGAGGGUAGCAAAGAAGGUAGACGUCAGGAGGCUAAAGGAGGAGCUCUGGAAAGGGAUGGACAUGGAGAAGCUCGACUCGGUGCCACCGCCGUCUGCAACAGAGGAAGGCAGCACGGAGCCUCCACCACCUUCGGCGGAGAACCCAACGCUCAAGUUUACGGAUGUCAUGAACGGCCUGCAGAAGGUCUACUCCAAGCCAGUGAUGGAUGACAUCUCGACCAGCUUCUGCUUUAUCUGUCUGCUGCAUCUGGCCAACGAGAAGGGCCUGGUCAUUGAGAAGACUGAUGAGCUGACGGAGCUGGAGAUCAGAAAGGACUGGAAUGCACAGGUUGUCGAGGGUGAUAUCUGA